AUGUCUAUUAAACAAUUAAGUGAAAGUCCAACUAAUCUAGAACCAAAUUAUCCACAUCAAUUGCUUUUACAAGCAUUUUAUUUAACUGUAACGUCAUCUGAAAAUGAUCCAUUGCAUAUUAAUAUUAAAUGUGGAAUUAAUGAUGAAAGUAGAAAUAAUAUUGCAAAUGUAAUGUACUUUAUUUAUCCUGAUGUUCCAAAAAUUGUAAAGAAAGAAGACCUUUUAACUAUUCCAUCUUUAAUUCAUUCAUUUGUUUCAACAGAUGAAAAUGGGAAACGAUAUUAUUAUUAUGUUCAACGAUGGAGUGAUGAUAAAACUCCAAAGAUAUUAAUUUUAGUGAGUGGAAGAUAUUCUUCUUUAUAUAUUCGUCUUCUUCCAGUAUUAAAAGAAGUAUUAGAUACAAAAGGUUUAACACAUCUCAUAGAUCUUUUUGACCAAUUAAAAGAAUGUGAAUAUCCUGAGUCUGAUUUAGUUAUUAAUGAAUCUACUAUAAUUUCUCAUAGCCCAGAAAUUCCUAUUUUUCCUAUAUUAAAAAAAUUUGGUCCUGCAGAUUUUGUUGAAUUACUUGGUCGUAUUUUACUUGAAGAAAAUACAAUGUUUUUGGUAGAAUCAAUUGAUCAAGGAAUGCCAAUUAUUCAAGCCUUUUUACAAAUUUUAAUUCCAUUUGAAUGGCAAGGUGUUUUAAUUCCUAUGUUACCUAUAGAAGAAAGUUAUGCUGGUUUUGCUGGUUGUCCAACACCAAUGCUUUUUGGAACAACCCAACAAGGAUUAAUAAAUAUUAAUAAGUUGUAUUCAAAUACUUUAGACAUUAAUAUUUAUAAUGUUUCAACUUCUAAAUUUCAAAAACGUAAGAGUGGGUUAAAUCUCUUUGCCUUUAAAGAAACUGGUAGAUUAUUAAAUCAACUAAAAAGUAUUAUUGAUAACCCAUCAUUUGAAAAUCCUGAUAGUCUAAUUUGUAAUUGUUUUAGUCAAUUAUUCCUUGAUCUCUUUGGUAGGUAUUUUGCUUUCUUUGAACAACAAAGUAUUGGUUUUGUGUUUAAUGAUAAAAAUUUCAUUAAAUCAAGUUCUAAUGAAUUACAAAUAUUUUUAACUGCAUUUAAUCAAUCUCAAAUGUUUGAACGUUUUAUUCAACAUAGAAUUAAUUAUAUUUCUGUAAUGCCUGAAUUUAGAAGGUCUAUCUUCGUUGAUUGUCCAUUAUUUAAGUCAAAGAUAAAACCUUCAUUCUUAAAAAUGAAAGAUAUUUCUAAUGAACCUCAAAAAUGUUGUGGUUGUGGUCAGAAGAUAGAUAUGGAUAGAGCAGUUUGUGUAUAUGGAAAAAAUUUAUUAUUUCAUACUGAGUGUUUGAGGUGUAAGUCUUGUGAUUGUUUUCUUUUUGAAAAAGAAAGUUUUGAUAGACAGUGUAUGGAUUGCUUAGAAGAAGACUGUGAUGAAUUAGAAAAUCAAUUUGAUAAUACUCGUCGUUGGGAACAAGUUGACAUCUCUAUUAAUAAACAUAAAUCAGAUACUGAAAUUCUCCAACGAAGUUCAUUCUCUAAGAUUCUUCAAUGUUUAUCUUUUUAUGAAACAGAAAAAAGUGAUUCGCAACGUCAAAAAGAUGAAUCUGAACAAAUGAGAAAAUCUUCGGUUUUCUUAAAUGGAACAACAGGUUCAAUCUUCUUAACUCGUUCAUCAAAAAUUGGAACAUUUUCUGCAACUUUAAAUCCAAACGAUUCGAGAAAAACAAUCAUUGUUAAAGAAGAAAAUCAACCCUUAACUCAAAUAACACAACCAAAAAUUUCAUUAUCCGUUUCAACAUAUUAUAGCGGUUCACCUAUUUCUUCUACUCCAACUUCGUUUAUAGAUGCAAAUGGAAAGAAAUAUCAAGUUCCACUCAAGAAAGCUCCUAUCCCUCCUAAAAAGGAAUAUUAA
Molecule: messenger RNA, 1908 nt
Organism: Entamoeba nuttalli P19
Lineage: Eukaryota; Evosea; Mastigamoebida; Endamoebidae
Exons: 1
Coding region: 1-1908 (635 amino acids)
Source: RefSeq, a predicted model, not a curated record